This is a messenger RNA of Ochotona curzoniae (black-lipped pika), 4470 nucleotides long. It is a transcript of the gene SEC23IP, whose product is annotated as SEC23 interacting protein. Gene Ontology annotation, cellular component: COPII-coated ER to Golgi transport vesicle. The record is from RefSeq and is a predicted model, not a curated record. Bases 32 to 3025 code for a protein of 997 amino acids. The transcript has 19 exons. Gene Ontology annotation, biological process: endoplasmic reticulum to Golgi vesicle-mediated transport. Gene Ontology annotation, molecular function: metal ion binding; protein binding. Lineage: Eukaryota; Metazoa; Chordata; Mammalia; Lagomorpha; Ochotonidae.
GGAGACGUGUAACGGACGGAGGGCCGCAGCCAUGGCCGAAAGGAAACCUAAUGGUGGCAGCGGCGGCGGCUCCACCUCCUCGUCGGGCACUAACUUGCUCUUCUCCUCCUCGGCCACAGAGUUCAACUUCAACGUGCCCUUCAUCCCGGUCACCCAGGCCGCGGCCGCUCCGGCCUCGCUGCUCUUGCCCGGAGAGGAUUCCACGGACGUUGGCGAGGAGGACAGCUUCCUUGGCCAGACUUCUGUGCACACGUCUCCCCCGCAGACGUUCAGUUACUUCUCCCAGGUGUCGAGCAGUGAUCCCUUCGGGAGCAUCGGGCAGUCCCCGUUGAGCACGGCCGCCGCGCCGACGGGGCUCUCGGCCUUCUCCAAGUCCCCGGCCUCGCUCCCGCUCCCACCUGGAGCCCAGGACGCGCUGAACGCCUUUCCACCCUCUGCUCCCAAGGCUCAGUACGGCGCUCCGCCCCCCGCUCAGAUGGCAGGGAACGCUUACCUGCCUUCUCAGCCCAGCACUCUGCCUCCUUGCACUUUUGGGAGCCCCCCACAGGGGACCCCUCCACAGGGGUACAACCCUUACCGCCACACCCCGCUCAGCAGCCGGGCCAACCCUUACAUCACGCCGCCGCAGCUGCAGCAGGGCCCGCCGCCGGCCACGCCGCCCGUGCCCGUGCAGUACCCGGGGCCUCCGGAGUCCCUGCCACCCCCGCAGGUGCCUCCCGUGGUGUCACCAGCACAGCUACAGCAGCAGGCGCAUGCCAGGCCUGCGGGUCCCCCUGUGCCAGGGCCACCGCCUCUUGCGCUUCAGAACCAGUAUGAGCCUGUGCAGCCCCACUGGUUCUACUGCAAGGAGGUGGAACACAGACAGCUGUGGAUGCCUUUCAGUGUGUUGGACUCGAUGAACCUUGAGGAAAUCUACAAUUCAGUUCAGCCGGAUCCAGAGAGCGUGGUCCUGGGCACAGACGGCGGGCGCUACGAUGUUUACCUCUAUGAGCGCGUGCGGAGAGCCGUGUACUGGGAGGAGGAGCCGGCUGAAGUGCGCCGCUGCACGUGGUUUUACAAGGGUGACACUGACAGCAGAUUCAUUCCUUACACUGAGGACUUCAGUGAGAAACUAGAGGCUGAAUAUAAAAAAGCUGUAACCACGAAUCAGUGGCAUCGCAGGUUGGAGUUUCCGGGUGGGGAGACCAUUGUCAUGCACAACCCGAAGGUCAUUGUUCAGUUCCAGCCGUCCUCAGUACCUGAUGAAUGGGGGACCACACAAGAUGGACAGACGAGGCCCAGGGUUGUGAAGCGUGGCAUUGAUGAUAGCCUUGAUGAAGUUCCUGAUGGGGAGCUGCCUCAGGUUGACCAUUUGGUGUUCGUGGUGCACGGUGUCGGGCCAGUGUGUGACUUGCGUUUUAGAAGCAUUAUUGAGUGUGUGGAUGAUUUCAGGGUGGUUUCUCUCAAGCUGCUGCAGACACAUUUCAAGAAAGCUGUAGAUGAAGGGAGAGUGAGCCGAGUGGAGUUCCUUCCUGUUCCCUGGCACAGCUCCUUGGGCGGGGAUGCCACAGGGGUUGACAGGAAUGUUAAAAAAAUCACUUUACCAAGUAUUGGUCGAUUUCGUCAUUUUACCAAUGAAACGUUGCUGGAUAUUCUGUUUUAUAACAGUCCCGCCUACUGUCAGCUCAUUGUGGAGAAGGUGGGAAUGGAGAUAAACCGACUCCAUGCUCUCUUUAUGAGUCGGAAUCCAGACUUCAAAGGAGGGGUCUCUGUUGCUGGUCACAGCUUAGGUUCUUUAAUAUUGUUUGACAUCCUGUCCAAUCAGAAGGAUUUGCAGCCAUCAAAGUCUCCUGGGCCUCUGGCUGUUGCUAAUGGAGUUGUGAAGCAGCCACCUUUUCAGGAAAAGCAGAUGACUGAAGAACCAAAACCAACCUUGGAUGAGUCAUGUGAUCUUGACGUUGACAAUGAAGCCGUCCAGACUUUGCAGGAGACCCUGGAAGCACUUAGCCUCUCUGAAUACGUCGGCACUUUUGAAAAGGAGAAGAUUGACAUGGAGUCUCUGCUUAUGUGUACAGUGGAUGACCUGAAGGAGAUGGGGAUACCACUCGGGCCCAGGAAGAAGAUCGCCAACUUUGUAAAACAUAAAGCAGCUAAAAUGGAGCAGAAGAAGGCAGCGCUAGAGAAGAAGGCGCAGCUGGCUGCCUCGCCCAAAGGCCAAGAGGAGAGUGCUCAGAGGGCUCAAGCUGGCGCGCCCCUCCGCUCAGAGGGUCCCGAGGCCCGGAGGAAGCUGGCACUGGGCGCUCAUGUCUCUUCCGUGCGUGUUGGGUAUGAGGCCUUUGAGGUGGGCACCGGCCAGGUUUCUGUUGUGUAUGGCUCACUGGACUUUGAGCCUGAGCUGUUCUUUGCUUUGGGCUCUCCGAUUGGCAUGUGUCUCACCAUCCGAGGAGUUGCCAGGAUAGAUGAGAACUACCGGCUCCCCACUUGUAAAGGGUUCUUCAAUAUUUAUCAUCCGCUUGAUCCAGUGGCAUAUAGGCUAGAACCUAUGAUUGUUCCAGAUUUGGACCUAAAAGCAGUUCUCAUUCCACAUCACAAAGGCAGAAAAAGACUUCAUUUAGAGUUGAAAGAAAGUCUCUCUCGCAUGGGGUCUGAUCUGAAGCAGGGUUUUAUUAGCUCUUUGAAAAGUGCUUGGCAGACACUAAAUGAGUUUGCCCGUGCUCAUACCUCUUCAACUCAGCUGCAAGAAGAACUGGAGAAGGUAGCCAAUCAAAUCAAAGAGGAAGAAGAAAAGCAAGUGGUUGAAGCAGAAAAGAUUGUUGAAAGUCCAGAUUUUUCCAAAGAUGAAGACUACUUAGGAAAAGUUGGAAUGUUGAACGGAGGCCGCCGGAUUGAUUACGUUCUUCAAGAAAAGCCAAUAGAGAGUUUUAAUGAAUAUCUUUUUGCCCUCCAGAGCCACUUAUGCUACUGGGAAUCUGAAGAUACUGCCUUGUUGUUCCUUAAGGAGAUUUACCGGACGAUGAGCGUCAGUCCCGAGCAGCCCCAGCACUGAGCCGCCUCCCGUUCUACCUGGGAGCUCGUUGUAUGUUUAGUUUUACUUUGUCUUCGCAGAAAGUCGGUGUAAUGUGCAUGGCUGAGAAAGUUCCCGGAGGAUGCUCCCAGCAUGCUGCUGCGACGGAGGCCAGGAUGCUACCACAGCAAGUGCUCAGACUCCAUUCUCAGAUGCAGGACCCAUUGCAAAGUGCGCAGGACAGUCUAUGCAGGAAGAAAAUGUGAUUAGAAAAAUGACGCCAUGAAAAAGUCUUCAGACCAGUUUAGUUGUGAAAGAUAAGUAUGAUAACAAUGAAGAAAAACUUGUAGCAUGCAGCAGUCACUUCUGUUCCUUCAAUUCUUGUGGGCUAUUAAACUUGCAUUUUUCUUUUUAUUAACAUAGUAUUUUCUUUUUAUUCAGCUGCGGGCUUGUUGAGAAUCUAGUUGAUGUACACUUGAUAGGGAGUUUGAGCGACACGCCGAGCAGCCUUCAUUUGUCCCCCGGGUGGCCUGUGGGACUGGGGGCUGCACGCUGGCUGGAAGCCUCUGCCCGCAGAGUAGGGCUGUCCUCCUGCGGGGAGGGAAGCGAGUGGGAGCUUUUCUGUUUUGUCGCCUGGGGGCUGGGACUCCUUUCCUCACUGAGGUUGCAGUUAGUGUGAGAAUCAAAGUAGAGCUUUCCCUGCUCUGUACUGAUGCCACGUAUACCAAAGUGUUGGAAAUAUGAGCUGUAUUUCUUCUAGGCUGUAAACUCCCUUCAUGAGAAGACUGCUCUGUAGUAGUUCCCUUGUUUCAGCACACGUGGAGAUUAUCUAGGUGUUUUCCUAUACUACAUGGGAAUGCUGAUUUUUUUCUUCUUUUAUAAAGUAGAAACAUUUUACAUUGUUUACAUAGUUCUCAUGGAACAUGGAAUUUUUUGAAACUGACACAAUACACAUUUUUUGUGUAUACCAAUUAGUGUGAAUAAAGUGGUGACAUCAAUGCAUUUUUUAAAGCAGAAAGUUCUGUAUUUCUCUUACCAUUCUUGAAAGUAUUUCCUGACUUUGGCAUUCAUUACCUUCCUGUGAACUGCUAGGUAGUUAAUGUAUGCUGUCAGCAUUGUGCCCAGGAAUUGAAUGAGAGCAGGGACACCACAAAGCUGCAGCUGACCCCGACGGCACGUGCGUCCCUGGACGUCCCCUGCAGCUGACCCCGACGGCACGUGCGUCCCUGGACGUCCCCUGCAGCUGACUCCGACGGCACGUAUGUCCCUGGACGUCAGUUGCUUCGCUCCCUGGCUGACACAGCACUCAAGCCUUCCCAGAAUGCUCAGCUCCCGUCUGGACAGGAGUGCUGUGGUGUCCUUGGCUCCGUCAGGACCACUGCUUUUCACGGGAUUGUCACCUAACAUCCCAAAACUGGUAGAAUUAAAAAAAUAAAUAAAAUGAGGGUUAUUUGUGUAUAUUUUAAUAAAAUCCUGUUUGAUUUUUU